This is a messenger RNA of Drosophila obscura, 3915 nucleotides long. It is a transcript of the gene AdoR, whose product is annotated as D(1C) dopamine receptor. Gene Ontology annotation, molecular function: G protein-coupled receptor activity. The record is from RefSeq and is a predicted model, not a curated record. NCBI's taxonomy places the organism in Eukaryota, Metazoa, Arthropoda, Insecta, Diptera, Drosophilidae. Gene Ontology annotation, cellular component: membrane. Gene Ontology annotation, biological process: adenylate cyclase-activating G protein-coupled receptor signaling pathway; G protein-coupled adenosine receptor signaling pathway. The transcript has 5 exons. The coding region runs from base 784 to 3165 and encodes 793 amino acids.
CCAGCGCGGAAGAAUUUCGCAUUUCGCAUUCGAAUUUUGGAUUUGGAAUUUAGGUUUGGAUUUGAAUUUGAGCGCGAGUGCCAUAAAAUAAUUAAUAAACAAAUUCAGUGCGAAUAUCAAUGAAAUGCCAAACUAAGGCACUUGGAAAAGUUUUCCAUCCGAAUUGUUAUUGGCACCGAAGCCAACAAGUGUCAAUUGAAUUAGCGCCUCCGCGGACAAAAAAAAAAAGAGAGAUUAUCAAGGCGCAACAGGUGAUUGGUGGCUGUUUGUAGCGAUUGGUGGUAUCUGUGUUGGUGCCUGUGAGAUGAAGUCCCGAUCUGUGUGCAGUCAGCCUAUCGAUGGGCAGUGAGAAUUGAAAAACCCGAAGGGGCUCCUCCAAAGUGCCAAUGAGCAAGAAGCAUUUAAGUCAUACCAACGGCAACAGUCAAUCAUCGAUCCUCCCGUGAUUCCAGCCAAAUAAAAUUUCAUCCUCUCAUGUGACAACUAAAACAAGCCAUAAAGCUAAUACCGAAAAGGAAAUAAAAGCAAUAGAAAGUAUAAAGUGGCGGAGGGCGGAGCAGCCGCAAAAGGGUCACCGCAGCGGAGUAGGAGCAGAAGGAAAUGGCGGAUACGCAAUGCGCAACAUGUGUUAUUGCUCUCGCUGCUCCAGCCACGACUACCUCGAGUCAAUUACGAAAUUUACAAUUUAAUUGAAGCUCACACUGUCCGUUGCCUUCCACACAGUCAAUUAGCCAACACUCCCCCCAUAUCGGCGUCCAACACUCGGACACAGAGCUUGAGAAAAUGUCGGAGUUCCGAUACCUAUCGAUCACGGAUCUAUCCUUUAAUCUGCCAAUAGCACCGCUUCAUGCCGCCGCCAAGACAGAGGAGCCGGGCUUAUCGGACAACCCCACCACCGAGCUAAAUAUUCCCUACACCGUUUUCGAGAUCCUUGUGGCCAUCGUCAGCAUCAUCGGCAAUGUGCUGGUCAUCAUUGUGUUUCGCCGUGAACGGAAGCUGCGCCGCAGGACCAACUACUACAUUGUCUCCCUGGCCAUGGCCGACUUCCUAGUGGGCAGUCUGGGGGUACCGUUUGCCAUCCUAGCCUCCAUCGGACUACCACACAACCUGCACGCCUGCCUCUUCACCGUAUCGCUGCUCGUGGUGCUCUGCACCAUCUCUAUCUUCUGCCUGGUGGCCGUCUCCGUGGAUCGCUACUGGGCCAUCCUUUAUCCGAUGGCAUACUCGCGCAACGUGCGCACUCGGACGGCGAUUUUCAUCAUCUCUAUGUGCUGGGUGGCUGGAACGAUUGUGGGGUUCCUGCCGCUCUUCGGCUGGCAUGCGGAUGUGGCUCACAAUCAGGAGUGCCUAUUUGUGGAGGUGAUGGACUAUGACUACCUGGUCUUUCUGUACUUUGCCACGAUCAUCACACCGGCGCUGCUCAUGCUGGCCUUCUACACGCACAUCUAUCGCGUCAUCAUCAAGCAGGUGCGCCAGAUCGUCACCAUGAAUCCUGCCUCGGACCUAAGCCGGCGCUCCUCCACAGCUCCCAUGCAGGUGAUGCCAGGAAGGGGUGGUCAUGCGGGCACAAUGCUUAGGGUGCUGGGAGCAGCCCGCAAGCGGGACGUGAAAGCCACGCAAAAUCUUUCCAUUAUUGUGCUGUUCUUUAUGAUCUGCUGGAUACCUCUAUACACGAUCAACUGCAUAAAGGCCUUCUGCCCCGACUGCUAUGUCCAUCCCAAGCUGACGCUCUUUUGCAUCAUCCUAUCACACUUGAAUUCGGCCGUAAACCCCGUUCUCUACGCCUACCACCUCAAAGACUUCCGGGCCGCACUCAAGAACCUGCUGCUCAAGAUGAUGGGCGUGGAUAUCGAUCAGCAGGCGGAGGCUACCCACCGUUUUUCUCUGGCCAGCCAGCACCGCCUUCAGUCGAUGGACUCAAACAUGCGCUCCACGCAGCCGCGCCUCUAUGUGGGUGAGUACUCACCGAUCUGGCUGCGGCAGCAGCAGGAGGCGCUCAAGAACUCCCAGCUGCUGACCAAGUGCGGCGUGGUCUCGCCAUGCUUCAACAACAUCAACCAGACGGUGGCCGCCGUCGCCUCCGUUACUACUGAGAUGGAGCGCGAGAUGUGGAACAUCAUGGAGGCCUCCAGCGGUGCAGAGCUGGGCGAGAUAAGCUACGAGUUCCCGAUCCCCGCGGGACUGAGUCCCAAGCGAGAGAGCGAUCACGAUAGCAAUAUCUCUAUCCCACCUCGCACCUUACCUGAUAAGCCAGCGCCUCUUCAGCCCGCUACCUAUGGGAUGCAUCCGCGCUGUGACAGCGUCUACUCAUACGACAACCAAAACUACUCCUCCAGUCAGGAUGAAGAUGAUGAAGGCCUGGGCGAUGGGGACGGCGACGACUUGGAUUUCGAGGAUGUCUUUGAUCCAGGCACUGUCACCCAGAUUGGCGUGGAUCCCACUGAGCUCCGUCGAUCAUUGGCCCUUGCUAUGCGCGAGAAACUCCGAUCAGACGAUACGGACUACCAGAAUCAGCCAAGCAAUAUCCACGAGCUGCCCUAUGACCUUGACCUAGGACUGCAGCAGGAGCGGGCCAAGGCCAGGCCUUGUUCCACCCGGACCUCGCCCACCAAUGGUCCGCUUCCAGCGCUGCUGCGGGAAAAACUUUUUGCCGGCAACGCAAACAGCGCCCACUGCCUCCCCGGGACGUCGCAAAAAGAAGGGACCACCUCCACCCCAGGCGUCUACGUCAUAGAUAGCGAGGCGAGUCCACUGUCAACAGGCCACAAGCCAAAGUACCGUAAGGGAACCGCCCUAACCAGGAACUCGCUAAAGAAGAGCCGCUCCUGCACUUGCAGCAUUAACGCCAAGGGGCGUGCACAGGGCGAUGGCCAUGAAGAUGUAGUCCCUUCGCACAACAACAACAAUAAUCUCAGCGAUCCGCAAGAGUCGCCUUCAAACCAACACCAGGAGAGCUUCUUCAGCCCUCUGAGAUCGGUGGGCAGCUUUAUGCAGCAUUCCAACCUGUUUCACUUCCUCCAACCGCAUGCCCCAAGGCACCCCUCAGUUUCGACGAAUUCACCAGGAUCGUCCACACCCACACCCACGCCUGCACCCCUCCUGGCUAUAGAAGGGGCAGCCUCCGCCUCCACACCGUCCCUAGCCACUGCUAGUGCGGAGAGCUGACCAGUGGACGAGAGCAAUCGCUCCACCCGCAGUAGUCCCUAGGCAAAUACUCGCAAGUCAAAGCUUAUAUUUUAAGUACAUGAUGGCUCUCAUUAGUUUCCUUCCGCGUUAGGAAGACCUUAGCGGCUUUGGGCUUUCGAGAUCAAUCGGAUCCAUCGAUAGCGGUAGUUGAAUUCUUAGGAAGUUACGUUUAUGCAUUUAUUUUGAGUAUGAAUUAAUGUACGGACUAGCUAAUUUUGUAAAUAACGUUAAAUAUUGUUGGAGUAUUUAUCUGUGUAAUCGAUGAUAUAAAUUUGUGCAAUUUAACUGUUUGCCCCUAUUUGUAAAUGUGUAUAGUAUAUGAUGUAUAUGUUGUAUAAACAUAUGUAUGUUUGUGUAUAACUGAACGUCUGUGAAAACGAAAGCUAUUCGAAAUGAAUUUCAAAGUUAAAGUUAAAUAAAUCAUAAAUUGUAAACUAAAUGGAAGCUCAAAGCUGAAUUUCAAUGGGUUGUGUUAUUCGCGUAAGAAUUGACCUUUGGUUUGAACAAUAUCAAUCGCUUCUGGUGAGAUAUGAAUAUGAAUGUGCCUCUUAGAAAGGGUAUAUAUCAAUCAUGUCUAAAAGCUGAAGCAACAUCUGUUCUGAUAUUUCGAAAGCUUCGGACUAGGGUUGUGACUUGGCUGAAAUGUAAGUCUAUCGAUACCUCCAGUUUUCAUGCUUUUCAAGCAUGCUGUUCUCAAGUGCGCAUUUAUCCAACUAAUCAACUGCGUCU